GAACCACCCUGAAGGCCCUUUUAGUUGGGCCUGUUAUUUUUCUGUUGGUCACACACAGGCCUGGCCCGCACCAUGAAGGGUUUCACUGCUGCAUUCCUCAUCUGGACCCUGAUCUCUCCCAGUGGUGGUGCCCCCCCAGCCUGGCCCACACACACAGCCUGCAAGGACUCGAGCUUGGAAGUGCUCUACCAGAGUUGUGAUCCAUCACAAGAUUUUGGCUUUUCUAUUGACCAGUGUUCCCAACAUUUAAAAUCAAAUAUCAACAUUAGAUUUGGAAUCAUUCUGAGAGAGGACAUCAAAGGGUUGUUUCUUGAUGCAAGUCUCCUGACGGGAGGAGAGUCCGUUUUGAAUUAUUCCUAUCCCAUCUGUGAAGAGGAUCUUCCCAACUUUUCUUUCUGUGGAAAAAGGAAAGGGGAGCAGAUUUAUUAUGCUGGCCCUGCCAAUAAUAUUGGAUUUGAUAUUCCCAAGGGAAACUACCAGGUUUUGCUGAAACUGUAUAAUGAAAAGCAUUCCAUGGUGGCCUGUGCCAAUGCUACCAUCAUUUGCUCCUGAGCAGCUCAAAAGCACAGCAGCCUUGUCAUGUGGAAAUUCCAGGCAUCUCCAACUGAACCCACCGUGUAAGCAGAACCUCUAUGAGAAGGCUUGCUGAAGGCACUGGCGCUGACUUAGCCCAGCACCAGGGGCCCCAGUCUCCUCUUGUGGAAUGAAGCUCCCGGAAUCACUUGCUUUUAAGGAGCCUCCUGGCAGUCACAGCAGUCCUGAGGGCCCAUCCUCUGUAAGUGGGCACCUCACACCACAUGCCCUGCUUUGCAGCUCCCUAGGAGUGCUUCCUCAGGAACCAGAAUAAAGAAAGCUGGCCCACAGUGGAUCAUGGUUCUUCAAAGAAUCGGAGUACAGUCCUGUAGUGAAGUCAUUUCCUGCAGACAGGGCACUGGGGCCAGGCGCUGUGGCCUGUCACUGCAUGGGUGGUUCUAAGAGGGUCCGGAGGAUGGUUGCCCUGCCUAAGUUAGCGCGCUGGGGAAACCUGUCAUCCUUCUGCUGGGCAAGCCCCUCCCCCUGGACCUCGAGGGCAGAGAAGCUGACACCAAAGUCUUAUUUGAUGGAUAGCUGCACAGCUAUGUACCUGGCCCUGCUCUCAGCCUGGUACUCCAGGGAGCGAAGCUGGCACUGUCCCUGCCUUCACGGAGCUUGUGGUCCCCUGAAAUACUACAAAGCCACCUGUCGGUCAGUGGACACAUUUAUUCAUACACAGAAGCACCUCAGUGCCCUCUGUUAUGAGCAGGUUGCCUGCCUGCUGUCAAAGCCAUCUUAGCAGCCCCAUCUUCUCCUGUCCAGGCACUUGCACAACUGAUUGGUGGGCCCCACAGCCCCUUUGCCAUCCCGUGUCCUCCCUAACCCUCUUUCCUGUGUCUCUGGGCCCAACACCUGUCUGGCCCUGUUGUCCUGCGAAGGGGCUGGAGUCUGGUGACUGGGUUGACUUUAGCAUUUGCAAGUCUUUCCUAUCCAUGACAGUGCCACUACAUUAGAGAUAAAGAGGGGGAAAUGCCAUAGUUUUAAAAAGUU
Messenger RNA from Pipistrellus kuhlii (Kuhl's pipistrelle), 1563 nucleotides. RefSeq names its product lymphocyte antigen 86 (gene LY86). The transcript has 5 exons. Gene Ontology annotation, biological process: positive regulation of lipopolysaccharide-mediated signaling pathway; innate immune response. Bases 73 to 552 code for a protein of 159 amino acids. The record is from RefSeq and is a predicted model, not a curated record. Lineage: Eukaryota; Metazoa; Chordata; Mammalia; Chiroptera; Vespertilionidae.